CAAGGAGAUGCACAAUCUCUAUUUGGUUGCGGGAAAUAUUUUUUAUUUUCUAAAUUAAGAUAUGACCGGAAAACUUUUAAUAUAUCCCGUGUUUGAGACAGUAUCAGCAGGCACUUUCAGAAGAGGAUGCUUCCACCGACAUACCCGAGGAACACAUGUUUGAUCAGGAUUGUGUUAUGUCAUUUUACCGACUGCUUUACAAACUAGCAGGUAAACUUGAAAAAAAUAAGCCGUGCCAGAAAGAUUCACCUUUAUCACGACAUUUGACCUAAAAAUACUUGAAAAACGUAUUCCCGAUUACUUUCAUCUGUGCUUAUUCGCUUGAAGGCUGGUCGAUAUUUUAGUUGUUUUUUAUUUGCUACGUUUUGAAGUUGGUUUGGAUUAAAAAGCCAAAGGACCUUGUCGAGUUUGGGGAUUUGCAUUGGAAGUUGUACAAAAUAUACAUGAUUUAUAUUAUAAAUGUUAAGACAAUUUCCUUAAUGCAAAUAAAUAACUGUACUCUGCUCGCGCUUACGGCGACGAAAUCAACUUGAGGAGUUUAUACGAAGUUUGAGCGCGAGCUCAUUAGUAUUAACUGAAUUAUUGGAUCGAACCGACUCGAUUUUCCUUAAAGCAUUCGAUAAAAUGCGAUAGACAACAAGUCAAGGGAAAGCAGUCCCGGGGAGUGAAAUUGGAUCGGGUGUUUUGGCGAGAGGCCUGCUGGUCGGGCUUUUGCCGGGGGAUAUUUCAGGCUCAGGCGGAGUCGGGGCGCGCUCAGCCCGGCCGUGAGUGACGCGCAGUCUCGGUGCCAGAGGACGAGCUAUGGAGAGGAUGGAGGUGGACCAGUGCGCAGGCGCAGGAGGAUCCCUCCGAAGGUCGAACAGCGCCCCCAUGAUCAACGUCAGUCACAACAGUGAUGGAAUGACAUUAUACAGCUCUAAUAGUUUGGCUCGGUAUCGUCGGAGUAGUGUGUCUGUAAAUCCAAGCUGUCCCUCGCGGACCCUUCCUCUGUCCCCAUUCUCACUGUCACGUGAGAGAUCCGAACACAAGAGACAGAAUGAGAAUAUGGAGCUCAGUCUGAGAGGGAAUUUACAGAGCCUAAGUGCCUCUCCUGAUAUUCCCUUCCCUCCUGCGAGUCAUUGGCAUGACCAACUGUCUCCAGGAUUCUAUUCCCAGGACAGUGGUGUCACUCCUAAUUCCUCACCCAGUCCAAUUCGAAGGUUUCGCGGAGGAUCUGUGAGCUCUGGAGUGAGAUGGCCAUCAGUUGUACCUUUGAAAAGGAAAGGUGGAGUGGAAUCAGAUGGGCCGCCUAAAAAGCUCUUUGUUGCCGGAGUCACAGACCCAGCUCACAUAACCAGUUACACAUUCAGUGUUUCACAGUCAGUUGACUCUUCCUCUGGAGCUGCACCUGUAGGUUCAAACGCCCAGGCCAGCCCCCUCUCCCCUCCACCCGCUUUCACCUCUCACCACCCCAGCGUCUAGACAUCAGACACAGUAUUCACCACAUCCAGAGCUCUGGUGUUCUUAUAUGAAGACAAAUCUUCAUUCCGAACUUGGUUCUGUUCCUUUCGAAGAUCUGUUCUUCUGCUUUUCAGUUUGGUGCUAUGAUAAUACUCUAUUCAGUUCAAUCACUUUCAAAGGAAAUUCAUCCAAUUCAUCAGGAAAAUCUUGUCAUCUAUUUGGAUAAGCAGACAAAGGCAAGAGCGUUGGUUGGAUCUAAAAUGACAACAGAAGCUGAGUGCUGCAGGCUAUCAUGUAAUUUGUGAAUAAUUGUCUUCUGCCAGAUUUUUGGUGCCUGUGGACUAGAAACUUGUAUUUCUGAUAUAGUAUCUGCAAAAAUUGAUUGCAGUUGAGUGUUCAAGCUAUUGCAGCCUGAUGCAAUGAAUAACUUCAGUGUAUAGUUGGAAGAAAUAGACCGGUUGUGGCAAAACACUUUUGUAUUUUGGUACAUCAUCAGCUUCCAUUGAUGGGGUCCAAAGAUCUGGUAAAAUAUCCAGAUUGAGCAAAAGUCUUGAAAACAGAUAAUGGAGGAAAAAAGUGUUAGAAUCAGUGGGCUUUAGUGUCCACAUUUUUGUUAAUAUGUGAAUAGUGUAUAAAUAUGUGAAUAAUGAAAUAUUAUUUUGGUAUGUAUUAAUACGCCUACAUUUCUCUUUUGUUUAUCCCAGGGCUCUGAUAUCUGUAAAUAUGUUUAUUUUUCCAUAUAGCUUUUAGUUUGGGCUGAACCUUCAGAGUUUGCAACAUAUUCUUAAAAAUAUUGUAAAUAAAACCAGAGCACUAAUGCAACCUACACAUUUUGAUUAAAGAUUUUCGUUUAGAAUCCUUAAAAUAAGUAUCGUAAAGAGCAAACUUCUCGCACAGUGUUUACACUGCAUGUAAGCGACGCAACAAAAAUAGAAUACAGUUGGACGAAUCAGAAUAUAUGUAAAUAUGUAAUAAUGUCGCUGUGCAAAAAAUCUCAAUCGACUUCGAGCAAAUUUUUUUCUUACAGCUUUCAUUCUUUGGACAGGUUUUGUGAGAUUUACCCAGCUGUAAUAAUCAAAGAUUUCUACAAUGCAAGCAUGCAACUUCGUUAUAGUCAACGAAGUGGUGUUUGUUUAUAAUAACAAGACCAUCUCGCUGCUUGCUCUUAGUGUAGAGGUGAGGUGUCAUUUAUUCUCCGAGCACAUGCAUUUGAAAUCCCAUGUCAAAAACUGACCAAGAAUGUCUAGAAUGAGAAUGAAACUGAUCUAAGGCAAGCUGCUUAUUCAGUAACGUCAAAGUGUGAAAAGCAUUUAUCAAACUGUUUUCCUCCUAACGAAAUACUGCAUUUGUGCAGCAAAACCCUUGAGACCCUUAACUUGUGAAUUAUGUACAAACGUCAAGGACCGAUAUAUUUGCAAGGGAUGGGAUAUUGCGUAAAUGGGUUAUACAAAUGUAAUAACAAAAAAUAGACCAUUUUUACUUUCAUACAAACACUGUUUCAGUGAAUAUAAUAUUUUUUUCAAUUUUUGUACUAUUUGCACAAUGUUAGAUAAUGUUAAUCAAUCUUGCUGUUACAUGAGUGGGAUCAUAUUUACUUGUGUUGUUACAGAUAUUGUUUGUACAUUUUACUUGCGUUGUUUCACCUUAAAGGGACAGUUCACUCAAAAAUGAAAAUUGGGUCAUUUACGCACCCUCUUGUUCCAAACCUGUAUGACUUUCUUCCAUGAAACACUGAAGAUGUUAUGUAAAAGUGACAUAGACUAGCAUAGUGCCUAAAAUAUUUUGUUGAGAAAUAUUUUGUAAAGAAAGUCAUACGGGUAUGGAACAACAUGAGGGUGAGCAAAUGAUGACAGAUUUUUUUUUCUUUUUGGGGGGGGGGGUUGUUAUCCUUUUAAUAUGUUUGGCAUUGGAAAUUAACAGAUUUGUCACUUGUUCUAGCUUUAAACUUUAGACACUUUUAGUUACAAAGAUUGCUGUUCUAGAUUACUGAUUCUCUGUUUCCAUUUUUAAAGGAAUAAUCAGUUAAAAUAAUUAAAAUUUGGUUGUAAUUUACUCCCCCUCAUGUUCCAAACUCAUGACAGCAUCAGUCACCAUUCACUUGCAUUGUAUGCAAAAAUUAUGCAAUGAAAGUGAAUGGUGACCGAGGCUAACAUUCUGCUUGGCAUCUUCUUUUGCAUUCCACAAAAAACUUAUAUGAUUUAAACAUGAGGGUGAGCAAAUUAUGACAGAUUCUUUUUUUUUUUUUUCAUUUUUGGGUGAACCCUUUAAAUAUCAGGAGGAAUAUUUUGUUCAAUUUGAUGUCAUUGUCUUUCGUUUUCAAUCACAAUAAUGUGAUUGAAAAUGAAGUGUUUUAUUUUUAAGUUUGAAUUCCAAAGUUACUUGAACUGGUUGCCAUUUGCUGUUUCCAGUUGUCGAGGUCCUUGAGAGAUUAAAGAUUGAUACCAAUGUUUAUGGGUCUUGAAAAUAAUUUAUGUGAAUUACGCAUUUAAUUGAAUAUUGAAAGUUGCUGGAAUGAUUAUUUGUCAUGUUCAUCAGAAUAAGUUCCAUUUAGUUAUCAAGAUUCUGAAUAGACAACUUAGGAAGAUUGAGAACUGAGUGAUCUAUAUGUCAUAUUCUGUAAAAUCAGUUCAGUUGUAUUAUUAAUUUUCCCAUUGUCAACUUGUCAUUUAUUUUUAAAAAUGGUCAUACACACCUGCGAUAGGAUCAGUUAUAUCUGUGGGUAAGAGUUGAGAAUGAAGGAUGUUUUUCUGUUGCAAAUGUUUUCUUCCAAGUAAGAGUGCCGUUACUAAGUUAUUUGUAAAAACAAUUAGAAGUGGAAAAUCCAGUGUACGAGUUAAACAGUUUUGUGGAUCGAGGAUUGUAAGCAUGCAGAAAGCAUUCUAAUCAAAUGCCAAAGUCAAUAGCUUUCUGCCUAUCAAAUGUUGUAAAUAUAUUCUAGAGGCCAGAAAAUAAAACUGAUAGAUGGAUAUUUUUUUUACAUGUUGGUAGCAAAAAUCAAUGUAUUCCCUCUGAGUCAUACAAGAUGAAUGUCCAAUUAUAAGAUACAUUUCAUGCAACGUCAAAUAUGUAUAUUAU
Xyrauchen texanus (razorback sucker) is the source of this 4515-nucleotide messenger RNA. Its product is annotated as PPP2R1A-PPP2R2A-interacting phosphatase regulator 1-like. The record is from RefSeq and is a predicted model, not a curated record. NCBI's taxonomy places the organism in Eukaryota, Metazoa, Chordata, Actinopteri, Cypriniformes, Catostomidae. Gene Ontology annotation, molecular function: protein serine/threonine phosphatase inhibitor activity. The transcript is spliced from 9 exons. The coding region runs from base 802 to 1461 and encodes 219 amino acids.